CCUAUUGGCAUUGAGGAGGUAGGGAGCCAGCCCCUGGGCGCGGCCUGCAGGGUACUGGCAACCGCCUGGGUAAGCGGGGGCAGGACAAGGCCGGAGCCGGUGUCCGCCCGGCAGCCGCCCGCAGCUGCAGAUAGUCCCGCUGCGCCUCCGCCGCGUGCGCCCUCCUCGACCCGCGGACCCGCGCUGCGCUCCGCCGCUGACAUGUGUGCCGCUCAGAUGCCGCCCCUGGCGCACAUCUUCCGAGGGACGUUCGUCCACUCCACCUGGACCUGCCCCAUGGAGGUGCUGCGGGAUCACCUCCUCGGCGUGAGCGACAGCGGCAAAUGUUUUUAGAAGAAGCAUCUCAACAAGAAAAACUGGCCAAAGAAUGGUGCUUCAAGCCAUGUGAAAUAAGAGAACUGAGCCACCAUGAGUUCUUCAUGCCUGGGCUGGUUGAUACACACAUCCAUGCCUCUCAGUAUUCCUUUGCUGGAAGUAACAUAGACCUGCCACUCUUGGAGUGGCUGACCAAGUAUACAUUUUCUGCAGAACACAGAUUCCAGAACAUCGACUUUGCAGAAGAAGUAUACACCAGAGUUGUUAGGAGGACACUAAAGAAUGGAACAACCACAGCUUGUUACUUUGCAACAGUUCACACUGACUCAUCUCUGCUCCUUGCUGAAAUUACAGAUAAAUUUGGACAGCGGGCAUUUGUGGGCAAAGUUUGCAUGGAUUUGAAUGACACUUUUCCAGAAUACAAGGAGACCACUGAGGAAUCGAUCAAGGAAACCAAGAGAUUUGUGUCAGAAAUGCUUCAAAAGAACUAUUCUAGAGUGAAGCCCAUAGUGACACCACGUUUUUCCCUCUCCUGCUCUGAGACUUUGAUGGGUGAACUUGGCAACAUUGCUAAAACCCGUGAUUUGCACAUUCAGAGCCAUGUAAGUGAAAAUCGUGAUGAAGUUGAAGCUGUGAAAAACUUAUACCCCAGUUAUAAAAACUACACAGAUGUGUAUGAUAAAAACAAUCUUUUGACAAAUAAGACAGUGAUGGCACAUGGCUGCUACCUCUCUGCAGAAGAACUGAAUGUAUUCCAUGAACGAGGAGCAUCCAUCGCACACUGUCCCAAUUCCAAUUUAUCGCUCAGCAGUGGAUUUCUAAAUGUGCUAGAAGUCCUGAAACAUGAAGUCAAGAUAGGGCUGGGUACAGACGUGGCUGGUGGCUAUUCAUAUUCCAUGCUUGAUGCAAUCAGAAGAGCAGUGAUGGUUUCCAAUAUCCUUUUAAUUAAUAAGGUAAAUGAGAAAAGCCUCACCCUCAAAGAAGUCUUCAGACUAGCUACUCUUGGAGGAAGCCAAGCCCUGGGGCUGGAUGGUGAGAUUGGAAACUUUGAAGUGGGCAAGGAAUUUGAUGCCAUCCUGAUCAACCCCAAAGCAUCCGACUCUCCCAUUGACCUGUUUUAUGGGGACUUUUUUGGUGAUAUUUCUGAGGCUGUUAUCCAGAAGUUCCUCUAUCUAGGAGAUGAUCGAAAUAUUGAGGAGGUUUAUGUGGGCGGAAAGCAGGUGGUUCCGUUUUCCAGCUCAGUGUAAGACCCUCGGGCGUCUACGAAGUUCUCCUGGGAUUAGCGUGGUUCUGCAUCUCCCUUGUGCCCAGGUGGAGUUAGAAAGUCAAAAAAUAGUACCUUGUUCUUGGGAUGACUAUCCCUUUCUGUGUCUAGUUACAGUAUUCACUUGACAAAUAGUUCGAAGGAAGUUGCACUAAUUCUCAACUCUGGUUGAGAGGGUUCAUAAAUUUCAUGAAAAUGUCUCCCUUUGGAGCUGCUCAGACUUACUUUAAGCUCAAACAGAAGGGAAUGCUAUUACUGGUGGUGUUCCUACGAUAAGACUUAAGCAAAGCCUUUUUCAUAUUUGAAAAUGUGGAAAGAAAAGAUGUUCCUAAAAGGUUAGAUAUUUUGAGCUAAUAAUUGCAAAAAUUAGAAGACUGAAAAUGGACCCAUGAGAGUAUAUUUUUAUGAGGGAGCAAAAGUUAGACUGAGAACAAAUGUUAGAAAAUCACUUCAGAUUGUGUUUGAAAAUUAUAUACCGAGCAUACUAAUUUAAAAAGAGAACUUGUUGAAUUUUAAAACGUGUUUCUAGGUUGACCUUGUGUUUUAGAAAUUUGCACUUAAUGGAAUUUGCAUUUCAGAGAUGUGUUAGUGUUGUGCUUUGCCUUCUUUGGGGAUGAAUGUCAGAAAUUGAAUGCCACAUGCUUUCAUAAUAUAGUUUUGUGCUUCAAAGUGUUUGACAGAAGUUGGGUAUUAAAGAUUUAAAGUCUCUUAGGAAUAUUAUUCAUGUAAUUACAUGGCAUAAAUAGUUGUAUUUUUGUGUACUUUAAAAUCAACUUAUAACUGUGAGAUGUUAUUGCUUCCAUUUUAUUAGAAGAGAAACAAAUUCCAUGCUUUAUGGAAUUUAUGUAGACUGGAGUCUUCGUGAACUGGGGCAAGUGCUGGCAUCCAGGAGCCGCCAAUACUAACAGGACAGGUUCCAUUGCCAUGGCCUAUUCCACCCAAACAAUAUGUUGUAGUUUCUGGAAAUUCCAUACUCAGAUAUCAGUCUGCUAGAACUUUAAAAUGAAGGACAAAUCCUGUUAAAGAAAUAUUGUUAAAAAUCUUUAAACCCUGUGUAUUGAAAGCACUCUAUUUUCUAAUUUUAUCCAGUUUUCUGUUUAACUCCUUAUAAUUUUUAGGAUAUUAGAAUUUUAGGAUAAUGAAGAGUAUAUAAUGUCCUACUUAAUAUUUACAUUAAUAGGACUUAAUUCUUACUAGACAUCUAGGAACAUUACAAAGCAAAGAAUAUUUUUAUGCUUCCAUAACCUAGAAUUAAAACCAAAUUAUGACCUUAUGAUAAAUCUUUAAGUAUUGGUGUGAAUGUUAUUUAAAUUCUAUAUUUUUCUUAUUUAGUUACAAAUACUAGAAAUGAGCAAGGAAAAGGAAUAGACUUUCUUAAUAUAUUAUAACACUCAUUCCUAGAGCUUAGGGGUGACUCUUUAAUAUUACCUUAUAGUAGAAAACUUUAUAUAAUAUAGCUAACUCUGUAUUUACAGAACAAAAAACACAGUUCCCCCUCCUGUAGUAUAAAUUUUAUUUUCACAUACUUAGCUAAUUUAGCAGUAAUUGGCCCAGUUUUUUCCCUAAUAGAAAUACUAUUAGGUUUGAUUAUGUAUACAUGACACCUAAAGAGGGAACAAAAGUUUAGUUUUAUUUUUUUAAUAAACAACAGAGUUUGUUUUGUGAGAUAAGUAGCUUAGUAAACCCAAUUUCCAGUCUUAGUCUGUAUUUCCAAUAUUUCUAAUUCCUGAGUCAUGUCAAAGAUGCCUUGCCAAAUUUCUCCCCAUUUCUCUACGGGGCUAGCAAGAAUCUUCAGCUUUAUCCCUCAACCCCUGCCAAAGGAACUUGAUUACAUGGUGCCUAACCAAAUGAGUAGGCUUAGGAAUUUAGAUGAGAUGUGUAAGAUUCACUUACAGGCAGUAGCUGCUUCUAGCGUUUGCAAGAUCCUACACUUUUACCUUCUUUAAGGGUGUACAUUUUGAUGUUGAACAUCAGUUUUCAUGUAGACUUAGGACUCGUGCAGUAAAUAUAAAUAAGUGUAGCAUCAGAAGCAGUAGGAAUGGCCGUAUACAACCAUCCUGUUAAACAUUUAAAUUUAGCUCUGAUAGUGUGUUAAGACCUGAAUAUCUUUCCUAGUAAAAAUAGGAUGUGUUGAAAUGUUUAUAUGUACUUUGAUCUCUCCGCAUCACUUAUAACUUAUGUGUUUUAUUUCUCCAAGUGCGGUGUUCCUGAAUGUUAUGUAUGCUUUUUUUUCUGUACCACAGGCAUUAGCUAUACCUGGGGCCAGAUUUUCUGCACUUUGAAAUGUUGCCUUUGCCUAAUGUAGGUUGACUUUCUGAAUUGUGGAGAGGCACUUCUCCAAGCCAAUCUUAUUUGUCACUUUUUGUUUGAAUAUCUUGCUCUCUGACAGGAAAGAAACAAUUCACUUACCAGCCUCCUCACCCCACCCUCCACCAUUUCCUUAACGUUCCAUGGUAUUUUCAACAGAAUACACUUUGAAAGG
Molecule: messenger RNA, 4061 nt
Organism: Symphalangus syndactylus (siamang)
Lineage: Eukaryota; Metazoa; Chordata; Mammalia; Primates; Hylobatidae
Gene: GDA
Product: guanine deaminase
Biological process (GO): guanine catabolic process
Cellular component (GO): cytosol
Molecular function (GO): zinc ion binding; guanine deaminase activity
Source: RefSeq, a predicted model, not a curated record